Messenger RNA from Arachis duranensis, 3192 nucleotides. RefSeq lists its product as uncharacterized. Gene Ontology annotation, biological process: regulation of defense response to fungus. The transcript has 3 exons. NCBI's taxonomy places the organism in Eukaryota, Viridiplantae, Streptophyta, Magnoliopsida, Fabales, Fabaceae. The record is from RefSeq and is a predicted model, not a curated record. Bases 379 to 2946 code for a protein of 855 amino acids.
CUCUCUCUCUCUCUCUCUCGUUUUCACACUCUUUUCUCCAUUCAGUUUCUCUUAGUUUUAUAUCUUUCCUUCAAUUUUUCUGAACAAUUUCUUAGAAGAUCGAGAAUAAACAUCUUUUCUUCCCUACUAUGCCUUUUAAUUUUCCUCAUCCUUCCUUCUCUUCUCUUCUUCCGCUUCGUGGCGCUCAACAAUUUUAGUUAACUCAUCAGAGCUUCUUCUCUAAGCUGUAACCAUAUCCAUGAAAUCGCAUCCAAUAAUCUAACCGGAAAAUUCAGAAACUCAGAGUGGAACUUAGUUUUUGUAAUUUGUUGAUAUUGGUUUUGACAAUCACUUCUGUUCAAAAUUUGUGGUCAAGAAAUUUGGAUUCUUUGGAGUAAGAUGUCUGGUGAGGUGGUUCGCGUGGUUAAAUGUCCGAAAUGCCGGAAACUUCUUCAAGAGCCUACAGAAUAUGAUAUCUACAAGUGCGGUGGAUGUGGCACAACUCUUAAAGCUAAGAAGCGAAGAAGUGUCAAUGUGAUCGAAGGAUCAAGUACACAAAAAACUGAUGCAGCUCCUAGAACAUCGUAUCUUUUUUCUGAAGAUAAACAAUGUGGCAAUAGGAAGCAGGUGGCUCCUCAAGAAAAUGGUCCGAAAGCGAAAGCUACUUCAUUUUCCUCAGGAGAAUAUUAUAUGGAUAAAAAUGUUGGAAGGGAUCAGCUUCAACCAUUCAAUUUAUCCAAUGAAGAACUAGAAAGUGAGCUGGAUAGCUAUAAGUUGACACUCAGAAGGCGUAGAGUGCCCAAUAAAACCACUUGCUGUGAGAUCGAGGAGACAGAGUGUGGAAACUUAGCAUCAGAAGGAUCAAAAGAGUUUUUCUAUUCUCCGGAUAAAAAUGACAAUAGUAAGAAAUCAGCUUCAACAGGAGAAAUGUCUGAAAUGAAAGUUACAAGUGAUUCAGAAGUAGAUGAAGAGUUCAACACUGGAAACUCGUCACCGGAGGGGUCAGAAAACGCGUUAACUUCUGGAAGUGAUCGAGAACAAGCCAAUAACAACAAUUCAACUCUGAUAGGUUCAAACACUGAAAUGGAAGUUAAUGGAAGUGAUUCAGGGAGAUUAGAAGAGUUAAAUAAUGGGAGUUUGCUACUAGGAGGCGAAGAGGAUGAUAACAAAAACAAGUCAACUACAAAAGAUUUAAAGCCUCAAGUGGAAAUUAAAGGAAUUGGUUCAGAAGAAGAAAAAGAGUCAAGUACUGAAAACUUGUUAGUGAAGGAAGCAGAAGAUAUUUCUGGAUCAGAUGGUGAAGAUGGCAAUAAUGACAAGUCGGCUCCAGCAGCAGCAAGCGCUGAAGUGGCAAUGAUUAAAAGCAACUUAGAAGAAGCGGAAGAGAUAAAUAAUGGGAACCUGUUAAGAAAAGAGGAGUUUAGUUUAUGUGUUCCAAGUGGAGAUCCGAACAACGAACGAAAGGCUCUAGUUGGUGCAAAAUCUGAAGUGGCCACUGCUGAAAGUAUUUCUACCACCAAAAGCUCAAGAACUGAGAACGUUGUAUCUGAAAAGGGAACCAUUUUUCCUGGUACUCCUGAUAAAGUUGAUGAAGGUAUGUCUGGUAAUCAUGUAUCUUCUAGUGAACUGCAGAAGCAAGCUCAGAAAGGUAUUCACCAUAGCUUUGAUCGCGUGAGGUCUGUGGAAACAUUAGAUACCAAAAUGCUGGUUAAUCCAAGUCCAACGCUUCACAGUAUGGUGGGAGCCGGAUUUUCUAAAUCCGCUACCACUAGAAACACUUAUGUAUAUGAUGGCAUUGAGAACACAAACACUUCUCCUAAUAGUGUUUCUGAGGAAACGACCAGAAAGGGAAAAGGUCUUGUUAACCCCAUGUCAUAUGGAGAUCUUGGAACACAACACCAAUCACAUUUGUUCAAUGAAAAGCAACAUGACAUGAAAGGCAGCAGAGCAAAUCAAGAAAACAAAGAAAUGGGGACUACUACAAGACAUGGUCAUCAACAUUGGAUGAGAACAAAGAGAGAUGAGCUUCCAUCAAGAAUGACUUUCCAUCGAAGCAGUUCCCAAUCUCACUAUGAAAGAAACAGAAUGUCAAAUCAAUUGCACGAUGACCUCUAUCGCAAUUCAAGGUUUCUUUCGCCUGACUCGUAUGAGGACACUAACCAGGAAAAGAUGAAACUGUUAAGAAUGAUCCACAACUUACAGGAUCAGCUCAACAGAACUCACCAUGUGAGUAGGGAAACAAAAAAUGGAAGACUAUCCACAGGAGUCUGUUAUAAGGAAAAGCAUAUUCCUUCACAUCAUAACCAUGACCUUCAUUGCAGACGAUUUUCUCGUGGUGUGGAUUAUCUUAGAUGCAACGAAAGAUGUAAUCAUCAAGUUGGCUGUCACCAAAGGCAUAAACUUUCUCAGAUACCUUAUUCAGAUGAGGUAACAAGCAGUGUGCACCACAUUUAUCAUUCUUGUCCAGAAUGCUAUCCUACAAAGUGGCAUUUCCCAGCAAAUUUGCAUCCGCGUGCUCUUCACCAUCGUGAAGAGUUAUUCAGGUCUUAUCCAGGCCUAGAUAGCUACUCUCCUUGGCACUCUUAUUCUUCCAGUCUGCAGUGGUCCACUACCUCUAGACUCCCAGUGUAUGGAAGUGAAACAAAAUCUGACACUCACAAGCAUAGGGCUGACAAGUUAAGGAGAUAUUUAAGGGAGAAAGAACACAUGACCAAGUGGAAAUAUCGGCCGGUAGCUGGUGGAGCUCCUUUUGUUACUUGUCGUAAAUGCUUGAACCUUCUGCGGUUGCCUGAAGAUUUUCUCCAUUCUAAAAGAGGACAUUGCCAACUUAAAUGCGGUGAAUGUUCAGAGGUAUUCAAGUUUUCGCCGCAGAACAGAAAACUAGCUUCUCAUUCAUCAAAUGUUUUAGGCCCUCCAUCAUGUGACCUCAGUGGAAGACCUACAAAAUGUUCACAACUUCAUCUAUGAUAAAACUAUCGAACUCAAGAAAGAGACCCAUAGUCUCAACAGAAUAUAGAUGUUUAGUGAAUCUGAAUUGAAAAGCUGGGGAGGACCAAGAAUGUAAAGUUUCCUUGUCUAGUGUAUGUAUCCAACUAUCCAUAGCUUCAUCAUUGUAUAAAUGAUUUGUUGUGCAUAGAAGUGGUUAAUGUGGGUAUUUUAAAGUCCUCAUAUAAUUCUGAAUUCAAUUUCCAGAUAUGUAGUUAGCGUAUUUAU